CACGCCUGCCUGGGUCAGGGUAGGUGACUGAGGAUGUUAUCCAAGGCAUCCACUUUCCGCAUCAAGGGUUGAGAGGGUCUUAGCAGCUGAAAUGCAGCCAGUCUUCCUGGGUCAACCCAUCGAGGCCAGAGGUUCUAGAGAUUCUGAAGGAAUAUUAUUGCAUAUUACAGUUCCAUGGAAGAUAAGGUCAAAUGAGAGUGAAGAUUCAGAGAAGCAGGUGAUUUAUAUCAUUACAAUUGAUGAGAAGCCAUACACUCUGCAUCUCAGAAAACACUCAUUCUUAUCCCAGAACUUUUUGGUUUAUACAUAUAAUGAAACUGGAUUUUUGCAUUUAGAGUCUUCAUAUUUUAAGAUGCAUUGUCAUUACCAAGGAUAUAUUGCAGAUAUUCCAAAUUCACUUACAACACUCAGCAUCUGUUCUGGACUCAGGGGAUUCCUUCAGUUUGAAAACAUCAGCUAUGGAAUUGAGCCAUUGGAAUCUUCAGCACGAUUUGAGCACAUAAUUUAUCAAGUGAAAAAUGAGAAUCCAAAUAUACCACUGUUGGCAGAAAAUUACAGAAAUAUUUGGCAGAAAGACCAACCUUACAAAGAUAAUUUAAGCUCACAGGAAACAAAUCUUUCAAAACUAUUACCCCAAUACCUAGAAAUUCACAUUAUAGUAGAAAAAGCUUUGUAUGAUUAUAUGGGAUCAGAAAUGAUGGCUGUAACACAGAAAAUUAUCCAAAUUAUUGGCCUUGUCAACACUAUGUUUACUCAGUUCAAAUUGACUGUGAUGCUAUCCUCCUUGGAAUUGUGGUCAGAUAAAAACAAAAUGUCUACCAACGGGGAUGCUGAUGAUUUAUUACAAAGAUUUUUCACAUGGAAACGAGACUAUCUUAUCCUACGGCCCCAUGACAUAGCAUUCUUACUUAUUUACAGGAAACGUCCUAGAUAUUUGGGAGCAACAUUUCCUGGCACAAUAUGCAAUAAAAGCUAUGAUGCAGAUAUUGUUAUGUAUCCAGAUACAAUAACUUUGGAGGGAUUUUCAGUUAUUAUAGCUCAACUACUUGGGCUUAAAAUGGGAUUAACAUAUGAUGAUAUUGAUAAAUGUUCUUGUCCAAGAUCUACAUGCAUAAUGAAUCAUAAAGCAGUGGGUUCCAGUGGUAUAAAGAUUUUUAGCAACUGUAGUGUACAUGACUAUAAAUAUUUUGUUUCAAAAUUUGAGGCUAAAUGUCUUCAGAACUUUUCAAAUUUGCAACCAGUAUAUCAAAAUCAAUCAGUAUGUGGUAAUGGGAUUUUGGAACCUAAUGAAGAAUGUGACUGUGGCAGCCAAGAGGAAUGUCAGUUUAAGAAGUGCUGUGAUUUUAAUACAUGUAAACUGAAAGACUCAGCAAGAUGUGGCUCUGGACUAUGCUGUACAUCAAACUGUGAGAUAUCAGUAGCAGGCACUCCAUGUAGAAAGAGUAUUGAUCAAGAAUGUGAUUUUACAGAAUAUUGCAAUGGAACAUCUAAUAAUUGUGUUCCUGACACUUAUGCAUCAAAUGGAAUGUUGUGCAGGUUGGGAACUGCAUAUUGUUAUAAUGGACGAUGCCAAACUACUGAUAACCAGUGUGCCCAGAUAUUUGGAGAAGGUGCUCAAGGUGCUCCAUUUGCCUGCUUCAAAGGAAUCAAUUCUCGCAUUGAUAAAUUUGGAAACUGUGGUUUUAAAAAUUCACAACCAUUACCUUGUGAUCAGAAGGAUGUUCUCUGUGGAAAAUUAGCUUGUGUUUGGCCACAGAAGAAUACUUAUAAAAGUGAUAUUCAAUCUGCAGUUUACUCAUAUAUUCAAGGGCAUGUAUGCAUAUCUAUAACUACUGGGUCAUCAGUGAGAUCAGAUGGAAGAGAUUAUGCCUAUGUGGCUGAUGGCACUGUUUGUGGUACACAAAUGUAUUGUAUAAAUAAAACCUGCAAAGAAGUUCAUUUGGUGGGGAAAAAAUGUAAUGCUGCUAAAAAAUGCAGAGGAAAUGGGAUAUGUAAUAAUUUGGGUAAUUGUCAUUGCUUUCCUGGCUAUAGGCCUCCAUAUUGUGAAUUCCAGAUUGGUUCACCAGGGGGAAGUAUUGAUGAUGGAAAUGUUCAGAAAUCUGAUAUAAUUUUUAUUAAAGAAGACUACAAUGCACAGCAGAACAACUGGCUUAUUCUGAGUUUCUACAUUGUUCUGCCCUUUAUCAUAAUAUUCACUAUUAUGAUCAUGAAACGAAAUGAAAUGAGAAAAUCAUGCAACAGAGAGAAUGCAGAACAUGAAGGUAAUUCAGCCAUUGUGCCAGAAAACUACGACGUGAACUAUUAACAUUGCCAAGCACUUCACCAGCAGAUGGCCCAUUUCCAGAGGAGAAAAUGCACUUUAUGACCCUCACAUCCCUGAAUGCGCUUCCAAUGUCCGCGUUUUGGAAAAUAAAACCCAAGCCCACGUGGGCAGCAGGACAGGUUGGCGUGUGCCUCCAGCGCGCAGCGGGCGGUGGGUGGGCGCCCGGGACUGUGACUGCCACUGCUCCUGUGGGUCCGCAGAGGGGCGGGGUGGGCGGAG
Zalophus californianus (California sea lion) is the source of this 2542-nucleotide messenger RNA. RefSeq names its product ADAM metallopeptidase domain 18 (gene ADAM18). Gene Ontology annotation, molecular function: metalloendopeptidase activity. Gene Ontology annotation, biological process: proteolysis; cell adhesion; binding of sperm to zona pellucida. The transcript has 21 exons. The record is from RefSeq and is a predicted model, not a curated record. Gene Ontology annotation, cellular component: plasma membrane. NCBI's taxonomy places the organism in Eukaryota, Metazoa, Chordata, Mammalia, Carnivora, Otariidae. Bases 92 to 2305 code for a protein of 737 amino acids.